This is a messenger RNA of Aspergillus melleus, 2613 nucleotides long. RefSeq lists its product as uncharacterized. Gene Ontology annotation, biological process: carbohydrate metabolic process. The coding region runs from base 1 to 2613 and encodes 870 amino acids. Gene Ontology annotation, molecular function: chitin binding; hydrolase activity, hydrolyzing O-glycosyl compounds. NCBI's taxonomy places the organism in Eukaryota, Fungi, Ascomycota, Eurotiomycetes, Eurotiales, Aspergillaceae. The transcript is spliced from 7 exons. The record is from RefSeq and is a predicted model, not a curated record.
AUGAUGACCGAAUAUGGCUUUGAUGGAAUCGAUAUCGACUGGGAGUACCCUGCAGCCGAUGACCGUGGUGGCGCCCCGAGAGACAUUGCAAAUCUUGUGACCUUCCUUUCUGAGCUCAAAAAAGCAGUGGGUACAAAGUUUGGCCUGACGAUUACUUUACCAUCUUCAUAUUGGUAUCUGAAGGGGUUUGAUCUUGUGGGUAUAGCCAAAUAUGUUGAAUCAUUCAACUUCAUGGCCUAUGACAUCCACGGAACUUGGGAUGGCACGAGUGAAUGGACGAGCUCCGUCGUCAACCCACAUACAAACUUGACAGAGAUUUCUGAUGGGCUUGACCUUUUGUGGCGCAAUGGCAUUGACCCCAGCAAGGUUCUGCUUGGUCUAGGCUUCUACGGUCGCUCCUUCACGUUGGACGAUUCUUCCUGCAACAAUCCAGGUUGUGAUUUCUACACAGAGAAUAAUAACACUGGAGGAGCGGCGCCUGGGUCAUGUACUGGGACCAGCGGCUUUUUAUCCGACUAUGAAAUUAGCCGUAUCAUCAAGAACUACUCACCUAACAUCCACUACGACCAGGCUUCUGGCGUCAAUUGGAUGACAUGGGCUGGAGACCAAUGGGUUUCAUUCGAUGAUGGUCGCACACUCAAACAAAAAGCCGACCUUGCCAACAGUAGGUGCCUGGGCGGAUUGUUCAGCUGGGCUCUUGAUCUUGGUGGCCCUGGCUCGCUCAAGAACCCAAAUGAGUUGACUGCGGACGAUACCGGCAUGGAUGGCGCCAAUGCUAAGGGGGGCAGUGAUGGAACUGGUCUUCUUUAUGUAGGCCAGGAGGUACUAGGCAACUCGCCCACUUUUACCGCCAUUGCUCCUGUCAGCGUCAUAUUCCCCAAGUCGGUUCUUAGUUCUCCUACAACAAUCAACCUGGGAGGUGGUUAUCCAACUUCCCUUGAGGUCGCUUGGAGCACCACUAAAACCGUCACUAUCGGUACUCUCACAACCGUUACUUCUACUAUCACUCGGCAUAUCAUGUCUACAACGAUCCCCCUCAAAGACAUAACUACGGCCACCAUUAACUACUACAAUUGGAAUAUUAGUGAUAUCGUCACCUCCAGCAUCGGAACUCUUAUACCAAGUAUCGAGAUUGCGCCAGUCGUGGUUACAGACGAUCCCAACCCGCUCAAAGAGACAGGUGUAACUCAUUUACCCCUCGUGACUCGCACCGUUAGUAUUCCUCCCUGGCCCUGGACUACCGAUGGUACCAAGUUUCCUACAGUCACUUUCAAAGAAGGAAGUCCCCCAGGGCCUACCUGUACGGCUAACUGCGGUCAUAAAUGUUAUGGCUUCUGUGAUGGACCCUGCCUACAUGAUUGUGGCAAAGGGAGCUCCUCCAGCUUUAUUGACCCCCUUGAUAAGAAUCCUCCUUCGUUCAGCAAGUGUUCCGGUCCUGGGUGCAUAAAUGGCAAGUGUACCGGGAACAGCCUAUGCAUUGAAAGGGGUUGUACUGGCGCAGAUUGCAAAAAUCGGAUCUGUGUAGGUGAUGAUUGCAUCCCCACGGCCUGCACGGGCAAGGACUGUGAUGACGGUCAUUGUUCUGGCAAGGAUUGUCAAGAUCACGGCUGUAUCGGCAAAGACUGCAAUGGUAAGAAUGACGAUAAUGACGACGAUGACAGCGGCGGCGGCGGGAUCUCCGGCCUGUGCCUCGGACGCUCGUGUCUUUCAUGGGGAUGUCUAGGCCCGGCCUGCUCUAAAACCGACUUCACCUGUACUGGUUCGCGAUGCCGAAUUGUAACCUGCUCUGGUCGUGGCUGUUCCAACGGUAUCUGUACUGGCAAAGGGUGUCAAUCCGAAGAUUCAGAUUGCGAGGACAAAGAGGCAAAUGCUUGUACCGCCUAUAUAUCCAGCACCCUAAUAACGCCAGCUUCGACUUAUUCAACGACUACUGUGACCUCUCGGUGCCAAACUAUCACCGCCUGCGCUGCUACUCCGACCGCAACAACCCGUACCGUCGACAAGGAUGGGUUGGUCGAAGGCACUAUUUCCAAUAUUGGCGUCAGUGUCGCCAGCUCACCAUCGCUUGCGAGUCAAGUACGUGAUGAGCUGAGCAGUUUUCUUGCAUCAGCAUUUACUACUACAGUGACUACUACCAGCAAGCCCACGACCACGAAGGAAACAACUUCAGCUCCGCCUGUUCCCACCGAAACUGGGUACGACUGUGAUGGAUCUGACCGGUGCAAAACGUUUGCCAACCUACACAAAUUUUGUGACAUGGCCAAAAGCUUCCUAACAGACAAUACUGUAUACGGAACUACGGGUGGAAUCGAUAGCGGGACUUGCUAUACUGACGGCAAAAAUCUUGGCUUUGGGUGUGGCGUUUUUGUCAAGGGUAAAAACUGCGAGAUGACUGGGAAGCAGAUGGCAGCUGCCUACGACCAUAUCUUCCAGGAGACGGGUGGAGGCUGCAAGAUUUGCGGCCGUGCAUUCUUUGAGGAAGGUUGUAGGAUUCAUGUUGACUAUGUGACCACUUGCAAGACGACAAACAGUCUCCUAGAGGUAUACACUGGAAACGGGUCCGACGUUAGCAGCGCUUCCGAAGUUGUCUCGUCAAGACUUUUACAGCUAUAG